GUGAAUUACGGUCACAGUUUUGUAUCUCAAAUUUUCAGCCUUCUGAUUGGCUAGAGAUGCAGUACGGGUUGUGGUGUACGUAACGUCCGUGAAAGUAAAAAGGCAAACAAAGAUGGCAGAAAAGAUGUAGCGUAUCUGCAAAAUUCCACUGGCAUCAGGCACAAAAAACGCGAAGUAAGCCGUCUAUAGCUAACACACCUGAAGAUAGGAAUUCUAACAUCAGGCACCAGUAGGUAUGUGUGAAUAUGCAGUUCGUGAUGGAAUUUAUUGAUUACAACCCGAUUGUAAGAAAAACAACCGAUUAAAACGUUAUGAUGGAAGAACAGCAAAAUAGCAUAUUAUAAACAUGAAAGUCGUUUUUGUUCUAUGGUAAUAGUUGUUGUGAUUGUUAUAAAUAUAUAUAUAUAAAAAUGAGUAAAAUUUGAAAAACCAGAAAAAGACGAUUGCUGUAAUAAUAUCUCCUAUAUAAUUUGAAAAAAGUCCGUCUGGGUGUGAGGCAAGGUAAAUUAUAUUUUCUACAAUUUUCUUUGCCUAAAGAAACAUCUUCUAAAACUAUGUUCUGUAUUUUGAAACUUCUUUAAUUGUCUAAAACAAAUCACAUGAUAAAAGGAAAUAAUUUCAUUAGCUGGGAAUUUUGGCAGUUUUACCCUAAUUUAAAUUUGCUAAAGGUUUUUUAAAAUGGACUCUUAUUAUACGAAUUUAUGUUUUGCGUUUGAAUGACGUUUUUAUAUGUCGAAUAUCCCAAAUAGAAAUUACUAUCUGCAAGGAAUCUUUUUACUCCUUGAUGGUUACUCAUGUUUCUAAUCAAAUAUUGGUAGAGCUUAGAGAUAUUUUAUAAUUUUGUUGUUUUGUACAACCUAUACUCAAUUUAUUUUGUUUUGUAAUUAUCUAAAAAAUAGAAAGUAACGAGCUAACUAUUGAAGACUGUUUACUUUUUGUUCUCAUUUUCUUGUAAUUUGAGUUAUUGUCGUGAGUUUUGUGAAAAAUAAUACCUUAAAAUUUUGUUUUAUGGUAAAGAAAUAUUGUACACGAAUUCGUUUUUUUAUUCUUAACACCAGCAGGUUUAAUGUAGUUAUAUUUCCGUUUAUUAAUUCGACCUGUUAUCCCCUUUCACAGAUAUAGUUAUUUUUUUAAUUUCAUAGUUAGUAAGUUAAGUAUGGACGCCAUAAGUACGGAUGAAGUAGAAUAUAAUGCAAUGCUGACAUCAUUAGAAGAAGUUCCAGAGGUGUUAGUUAAAGACAUGGAGGUUGCUUCCAAUGUUAUUAUUGACAGUGGUUUAGAAGAUACUAAUUUCAGUAUCACGUCAACAGAUCUUGCCAACUCGUCCUAUUCAGUGGAGGCAGAGACAGAUAAAAAGAAAAUCGCAUUGGCAAAUUUAAAUAAAUGCCACGAAGCGUUAGAUUUGGAGACUUCAAUAACAACGGCAAUGCUUUCAUCUUGUUUUAAAGCGAGCAACGCGAUAAUAAAAGCAGAGGACACUUGCUUGACAAUGACAGCAUCUGGUUAUUAUGAUGAUGUGUUUUAUUGCUCUGUUUUGCAAAUAGAAGUAGAGUUUAUGUGUGCCGCCUUUUUGAAUCUGGUGGAUUUCAAGGGUAUUUUCAUAACGAAGGGCAGUGUUUUAUUCAGCAACGCUUAGGUUUAACGAAUGACCUGUUACCCUACCAUGUCUAUACAAUGGAUGAUGUCAACAUGGAAAAAAUCAGAUCUAUAAAAUUAUACCAAACAAUGCGCAAUUCUGGUAAUUCGUAUUAAGUAAUCGUUAUUAUAAUCUGGUAGAAGAGUGUUUUAAAUUUAAGCUAGAAUAAAAGAAAGUUGCAAGGCUUUUUUUAUUUCCCAAUCCAUUUUAGAAGUUGAUGUAUCGCUGCAGUUUCUGCGUAUCUUGGACGAAUGUGCUUUUCUUAACGCAUCAUACUUUCCAAUAACCAAGUUGCGAUUGCUUUGUCAGAUUAUUGAAAUUAGAAACAAACUUUUGCUCUCGUAAAUUAUAAUUUAAAGAGCCGUAUCUUUAUUUCUUUAGAAAAUUGCAACGAAAAAAAGAAGAAUGUAACUUCAAGGAAUAUAAAAGGCAACAAAAAUAGUUUUUACAAUACUAUGAGCUCGAUUAUGCCAACCAUACAAUCAGAAAAAGUGAAAUGUCUAUUUGUUUUUGGUAUUACGUUGCACAACAGCCAAAAGUUUGAGGCAAAUGAAAAUAAAAUUGAGAAUCGGUACGUAUGUAACCUUGCGCGCAUGCGAUGAAAUGAUUAUACUGAAUUAUCCUUCUGUUUCCUAUUAUUUCUGUGUUUUUUUUUUUGUAUUUUAGUCACGUUAUAUGCGAUAAUAAAGAAAUUUGUUCAACACUCCAACCUCAAAUUGUCAAAUAUCGUUCCAAGUCAACAUUUUCACAAAGCAUACGGAGAUGUCUCCUUCAGCAAUAUCCCUCUGUGAUUUCUCUGAACGAUCAGUUUUCUAUUAUUUCAUCUUUAUCAAACCACCAUCGGUGGGACUGGCCUGCUAGUUCCUUACAAUUGAAGUAUGAACAACGGUUUUCCACAUCUAUGAAGUACUAUCCCGGGUCACCAAGAAACCGGAUCAUACAAGCAUGGUGUUACAGAAAUGACCCAGGAAAUAUAAUUGACGCGUGCCUGAACAAUUUGUUCGGUUCCAAAUGCGAAAUUCCGUAUUCAAAAAAGAGGUCUGGAGAACCUUAUCGGAAACGAUAUCCUGUUGCAGUAAGGUCAAAACAAGCGGCAACUAUAACACCAGCCAUUUAUCCAAACUUGGCAGAUGAUUGCGGAACAAAUCUUUAUAAAUAUUUCUGUGGUGAAUUAUUCCGUCAUAACCGUCUUCACUAGAGAUUAAGAAACGAAAAUAAACAAGUUGUUGCUAUGGGUGGUUACGACAUCUACAGUGGAGACUUUAUGGUAACCUUUUCUUUCUCUUAACGUUCAAAUUAAUUUCAAUUUGUUUAAAUUUAGCUGUUUUCAACUCUCUAUGUAAUCGCUAUGUACAUUUUUCAGCUUCUUGCAAUCAUUACAUAACAAUAUACGCCAGACAUAGACGGACGGUAACAACAGACACGGUUACGAGCUAUUAAUUUUUUUCCAACUUUUAUUUAUACUGAUUUUUUGCCUUAAAAUGUUCUCCAUCUAUAAAUAACAUUUUAAUGUCCGUUAUAUUUCUCGAAUUUUUAGAAU
This is a messenger RNA of Hydractinia symbiolongicarpus, 3176 nucleotides long. RefSeq lists its product as uncharacterized. NCBI's taxonomy places the organism in Eukaryota, Metazoa, Cnidaria, Hydrozoa, Anthoathecata, Hydractiniidae. The transcript has 3 exons. Bases 1157 to 1636 code for a protein of 159 amino acids. The record is from RefSeq and is a predicted model, not a curated record.